Messenger RNA from Stylophora pistillata, 1783 nucleotides. RefSeq names its product mitochondrial amidoxime reducing component 2. The record is from RefSeq and is a predicted model, not a curated record. Gene Ontology annotation, molecular function: pyridoxal phosphate binding; molybdenum ion binding; catalytic activity. Lineage: Eukaryota; Metazoa; Cnidaria; Anthozoa; Scleractinia; Pocilloporidae.
GUUCGGUUACAAAGUCAGUCGAAAUCCUGAAAAAAUGGCGCCGAUUUCGUACUCAAAAUGUCUGCUGAUGGCCUUACCCGCCGUCGUUUUGGUGAGUUUUGCUGCAUUAUGGUGGCAGAGUAAGGAGAAAAGACGGCGUUAUCAAGAAGUGGGGCGGGUUUGUAGCCUGAUCAUUUAUCCCGUGAAAUCUUGCAAAGGAAUUCCUGUGGAUGAUGUGAAGUGUUUCAAAGAAGGAAUGGAGUACGACAGGCGUUGGAUUCUAGUGGAUGCCAAUGAUACCUUCGUAUCCCAGCGUAAAGAUCCAAAGCUAGCCCUGAUUGUUCCUCGCUUUGAAGAUGGAAAAUAUCUUUGUCUUGAUGCCCCUGGAAUGGAAACCUUGAAAAUGGACAUAGAAUUACAAGUACCUGCAGAUAAACAGGAAUACAAGAAGAUAAAGGUUUGGAGGAUUUAUGGAGAAGGUCUCUAUUGUGGCGAUGAAGCAGCAGAGUGGAUCUCCAAUUUUUUAAAUAAACCUGGAUACAAGAUGUAUAAACUUUCCAAACCAAGAGUGAUUUGUGAAGAUGACAAGUGGGGUGAUGUUGCUCUACCAGAUGACAAGUCAGCAUUUGGAGAUUUUGCUCCAUACAUGAUUGCAACAGAGGCCUCAUUAGAAGCGGUGAACGAAGAACUUUCAUCUCCCGUGACAAUGGAAAGAUUCCGUCCUAAUGUUGUGGUUGAGGGCAUGAGGGCUUUUGAUGAGGACAAGUGGGCAGCUAAGAUAAUAAAAGUUGGCGAUGUUGAAUUUAGAUUCCUGAAACGCUGUGGAAGGUGUCUGUUAACAACAGUGAAUCCUGACACAGGCGAAAAAGAAGGAGAUGAACCUUUGGCCACUUUAAGGAGAAUAAGGCUCCCUGAAGACAGAGACCCAAGACAAGGGAAUGCCCCUCUGUUUGGAGUUCUUGUUGCCCCUGUGGGCAAUGCAGUUGGAGUUAUAAGGAUUGGAGAUGCUGUCAUGGUUUCAGAAUAAUUGCCACGUACAAUCUCAAUAAAGAAUAAAUUGUGGUAAAUUAUAAGGUUACUUAUUGUAUAAUUUUGCAAGUUAAGGUAAAGUGUAGCAUUAUUGUGUGUCAGAUUUGGGGGUAUGACAAAGUCUGUCCUUUUUCUUAAGUAAGCCAAAAUUGUUGAAAGCUUUUCACCUGAUUUUAUCUUUCAGUUGGAACACAUAUCUGUGCUGAAAGGUUUAUGGUAUAGCAUGUUGUUGUAUUUAUUAACUCAGACAAUAAGUCUUCUUUCACCUCUUUUUUUCAGAACUGUUUUUUGUUUGUUUGUUUGUUUGUUUGUUUGGGUCACAUUUCCAGAUUUCAUAUGCAUCUCACUGACUGAAAACCACCUGAUACGCUCAAUAUUUUUCCCCUGGAAGAAAUGGAAAGAAAAUCUACACUAUACUUUUAUAUCUAUUUUUUUUUUUUUUAUUGAUUGAUAGAUUAAUUGACUGAUGUUUGUUCUAGGGAAGGGGUGGUGUAAUCAUUAUGAGAGGUUCUUAUUUAAUAUUUUAGCCAUGGAGGAGGUGAGGGCUACCAAUAAAACUGGAGGUUCCAAUUCUUAUUUAAAUCUGAUGGCUUAAUUAUGCAAACAUGUUGAAAGUUACGUAUCUAAUGGUGUUUGGGUUUGUAAUAAUAACUUAAAUGUAUGGUGGAAUAGUCUAGCUUCUCAUAAAAACAUGAAGUGAGGUUGGUAAUACUUCUCUAUGCACGAAGUAAAGUUGUGGCAAUUAACCAACAAAUAAACAUUGUAUCUACUAAUA